Molecule: messenger RNA, 456 nt
Organism: Cetraspora pellucida
Lineage: Eukaryota; Fungi; Glomeromycota; Glomeromycetes; Diversisporales; Gigasporaceae
Source: the annotation of a GenBank genome assembly
AUGGCAUUCCCAAAUAAAGAGCCGGUCCCUAAAGAAGUAGCCUAUAUGCAAAUGGUUCAAGAUUCAUGCAUUUUCAAAGUUGUUCUAAGUGGUGUAGCAGGAUUUGCGCUCGGAGGCCUGGUCGGGAUGUUCUUUUCCUCCUUCGAAAUGGGAGCAGCCGAUCCAUCGAUAUAUGAACAGCCAAUGAAACAACAAUUAAAAGCUACUGCGAAAGAUAUGUUCCAACGAUCUUUUUCUACGGCUAAAAAUUUUGCUAUCGUGGGUGCAAUAUUUACUGGUACUGAGUGUGUUAUAGAGGGGUAUCGUGCCAAAAAUGAUGUAUAUAAUGGCACAGCUGCGGGAUGCAUAACUGGUGCAAUCCUAGCUGCUAAAGCAGGGCCUCAGGCUGCUCUGAUGGGGUGUGCAGGGUUUGCCGCAUUUUCCACGGCUAUUGAUUUAUAUCUGAGGCGAGAAUAG